This is a messenger RNA of Uranotaenia lowii, 4760 nucleotides long. Its product is annotated as extracellular serine/threonine protein kinase four-jointed-like. The transcript has a single exon. The coding region runs from base 1443 to 3176 and encodes 577 amino acids. Gene Ontology annotation, biological process: cell-cell signaling. The record is from RefSeq and is a predicted model, not a curated record. Lineage: Eukaryota; Metazoa; Arthropoda; Insecta; Diptera; Culicidae.
CGUCUUCGUCUUCAAGAGGAGUGCGAUGUUUCCGAAAACCGUCGGCCGCCAAUAUCUUAAGCAGCUGAAGUUUGAAAAUCGGUGGACUCUGGAAGAGACACGGUGAGACGGUGAUGAAGAUCAGCUCCGUACCCUGGAACGAAAAUCUUAAAAUAAGAAAAAAAUAAACCGAAAAAAACGGACGAGACGGAUGGACACACGGACCCGGGGCCGACGUACCACAAAACCUCUGUCUCUGAAGCUGGAGCGCUGUCUCUCGACGGUGUAUCUUUUAUGAAUAAUUAAACAUAUGGAAAGUGUUGAACGUGGACGACAUCUCUCGUAGACGACCGAGCGAGCAGCAGCCGACGGAGAAGAAUCAAACGCACACCCGUAAUUUGAGAUCUUGUCGUCAACGUUGUUGAGGCCACGAAUCUUCAGAAAACUUUCCACGGGUGUUUGAUUGAACGGUGAUGUGUUUGGUUGAAGUGGGCUCACCAAGUACUCAAAAAACUUGAACGAAUUUUGGCUUCUGAAAGUUCUGCGGAAAGAGAAUAAUUUUGAAAAUUUUACCUCAAAGAUUACUGGCUCACGAAAACGCGAUUCGUGCUCGUUUCAGAUAUUCAGCCUUGGGCGGAGAAGCCGAAGAAGCUUCGAAAAGAAGUGAGUUGUGUGUGGUGAACGCGUAGAAGAAGCGAUAAGAAGAAAAAUUCUUGAAUACCAACGGAGAAGUGGUGGGUGUAGGAAAGAUUUAAACAAAAUUAAGCUCUGGAAACAAACGCGAAUACCAAUCGGCGACUGAUUGAAGAAAUCGGGAAAGGGGAAAGAAAGAGGAUCGCACACGGUUUGUGGGCUCCAAAGAAGAAUGUUUUUACCGAAAACCAAGUGAUUGUGAACCGUAAUUGCCUACUAGUAACAAAUACAUGAUCUCUUGUGGACGAUCAAGUGAUUCAGAAGCGGAACGUGCGAUAAGCCCAAUCAACGAUCGCGGAAAAAGCGUAGUAAUAAUGUGUGAUCGAUCCAAACAACAAAUCAUAACAACAAAACUGGGUGCUAGUGUUCUUGACGAUCGUCAGCUACCGCAGCAUCCCAAGCAACAGCAACAGCAGUUGUAAAGGGGUCCGCGAUCGCGCGUCAAACAAGUGUGUAACAAGCGAAGAGAUUUAAUAGGAUUGUAAAAAGUUUAUCACUCGAAUAAAUCAAUUAUAAAUCGGGACAGCAACAUCUCGUCGUCGUCUUCUUCGUCGUUGUUGUUGCGUGGACGACCGAGCUAAGUGGUUUGUGUGUUGUGUCUCGUGCCUCUUAGCCUUUUUUGGGUGGGUUGGAGGAGCAGCGGUAGGAAGAAGAAGCAGAACACAACACGAACGAACAAUCUCCUCCAGGCUGGAGAGCUAACCGAGGACCGCCGUUCGGACGAUCGGAAUCGAUCAGGUGCCGUGUGUGAGGACGGGAGCACCCGCAAAAUGUUUGACGUUCGUACCGUGGAAGCCGGUGGAAGUUGUGAUCAAGAUCGUGAUAGUGAUACAAUGUCAAUCACAGCGAGACGGCGACGUGCAUUUCAGCGGCAGGCCUGCCUGCUCAGCGUAAUGGCUGCGUUUUCCCUGGGGUUAGCACUUGGCGUGUUUGUGCCACUAAUUGGUAUGUCACAGGCGGUGACGAAUGCGAAGGGAUCUGGAGCAGUAGCCGGGGGCGACGGCAGUAGUAGUGGUGAUGGGGAAGGUGACGGAUUAGGUGGGAUUCCAGGCACUCGGUUUGGAGAGCACCUGCCGCAUAAGUUGCCACACUUUCCUACGCUGGAAGAUCUGCGGGGGAAGGAUUCCUACAACUCGGUGUCCUUUGUGGCGGAAGAGAAACUAAAGGCGGAAGAUGUGUUCCGGCAUGCGUUCCACAUCGAUCAGCAGCGGGACGAUAAGGACACAAUGGUAAUAAAGAAGUUUGAUCCCGAGGAUCGAUACAUCAAGGAGUACAUGGUUCGGAGGACUCCGGAUGGACUGUUCCACAAAGGUCCGGAGAAGAGGCUUUCUCAGCCAUCAAUCAUGGAACAGAUUCUUAACUCUGGGAAGCUGGAAACGGCCGAAGAAUCUGUGAUAGAGAUUGUUAACCAAAGCGAUGAUCACGACUACACCGAGGACUCCGAUGGAGUCAUUCUGAAUGAUAUCUUUUGGGGAUCAACCGUUGAAAAUGCCCUGCCAAAAGGGUUCGACAAAGGUCAAAGUGAGCUGUGGACUGACUACCUACAAUCUGCCGAGGUUGACCAUCUGGAGGUCGGUUGCGGAAGGAUGCAGAACCGGAUGGUAGUUUUUCGAGACGGAACUCGGGCCUGUGCCCGGUAUCGUCAAAACACGGAUCAGAUCCAGGGCGAGCUUUUUAGUUUUUAUCUGGGCCAGCUUCUCAACAUAAGUAACCUGGCACCGAGCGCCGCCUCGAUCAUUGAUAUGGAAACCAAACUGUGGUCAUCAGUUUCGGAUGACAUAUCCAACUCCCAGUGGAAAUCCACCAAACCGGUGGUCAUUACAAAAUGGAUUGAACACCUAGAACCAGCGGGGAUUCCAAAGCCAUUCCAGCCGCUGGAGCGACACCUCAAUAAACUAGACAUAAGGAACAUAACCGAGGGCCUUGAUCUUCCGAAGCCUCCAAAAGGUUUACUGGAUCGAUUGGGUGCCACCAUUACCCCAGAACUGCAGCCAAUCCGGCCACCGGGAGCUCCCCUGGCCGAACCGGUGUUAAGGCGCCUGGUCGAACUCGCUCAAUGGUCGGAUCUGAUCGUGUUUGACUACCUGAUCGCGAACCUUGAUCGGGUGGUUAACAACUUGUACAACUACCAGUGGAACGCCGACAUCAUGGCUGCCCCAGCACACAACCUGGCCCGCCAAAGCGACUCCCAUCUCCUGGUCUUCCUGGACAACGAGUCCGGUCUGCUGCACGGCUAUCGGCUCCUGAAAAAGUACGAAGCCUACCACGGACUGCUGCUGGACAACCUGUGCGUGUUCCGGAGAUCGACGAUCGCGGCCCUACAACAUCUGCGGGACAGCAACGUCGGCCAUCGGCUAAACGAGCUCUUCGAGCGAACCACCAACGCCAAAAUCCGGGAUGUGCUGCCACCACUGCCGGAGAAAUCCAUCAAAAUACUAGUCGAUAGGAUUGAUCGAGUGCUAGGUCAAGUGCAAAAAUGUCGUGAAAUUUUCUCCAACCGAUGACGACGACGGUCGUCUCGGAACCCGGAGUUUGUAGGUAUAUAAAUGUUAGUUUUUUUUUUGGUUUUUUGUUUGAUAGCAAGGUACGCUGGUCGUGUUUCACAGUAAAAGCUUAAAAAAAAGUUUUCAAUUUCGCUCUCGCGUGCCCCUGCGGGAUCCUCGGGCAACCUGUGGCUAAAUCAUCUAUCCCCUCGGAGCCAUCGGAGCGCGGCACAAACGAGACAACCGGGGCAUCAUCGUUUGUUUAGUGAGCACUGUCGUUGUUGUUGUUGUUGUUGUUGUUGUUGUUCCUAUCCUAGAUUGUUUUUUUUCUCGUUGUUGUGUUUUCUAUUUGUUGCUGCUCCAUGCUUCAACUCCUACAACAUACAAACAAGCGGGACGCGCGGCUUAGCCGUCGUCGUCGUCGUCGUGAACUCUCCCUCAAGUUGUUUGGGGGCCCUUUUCCAGUCGUUGUCCAAACCGAGAAAUGUUGCUUUUGCUGCUGCUGAUGAUGAUGGAGGGACCCCCAGCCGAGUUCAGGGUCCAGGUGACCCCUAAGACUCGAAGCUAAAACCCGAAUGUGGUCGGGCGGUUGGAGGAAAUCAGCCGAGAGACGGCAUGCCCGUCGUAAGUCGCUUAUUUUCGUUUCGUUUCGUUUCGUUCGUUGUUAUGCUUUUGCUUAUUUUUGGCCCCGGCCGUGUGUGAGAGAAUCGCGCUCCGCGUGGCUGGCCUGGCAAGCAACCGGGCACCGAGAUUUAGGCGAUUUAUCGCAAUUUCUGAAAGACACCCGCUCCGGAAAAUUGUUCCACGGCUCGGGUCCCUUAGAACAAAGAUUGGAAAACAAUAUAAAAUAGUUUAGUGGGCACCCUGCUGGGGCCUAGAGGGCCCCAUGAAUUAUUGUGUAUUUACUUUGGAGCAUCGGCUGGCAUCAACGGGUCACGUGCAGGAGGUUUAACAAUUUGGGAACAUAGGAAAAAACUAGGCCUAGAUCCCUAAAACGAUUAUUGUAGGAGCUAAGCCAACGUGAAAUAUCCCCGGAGACUUGGCCCGGAUUUUGAGCUUACUCUAACUAAACAAAACAAUUCCAGGUUUGCUUAAAAACAUAUUAAAUAACCUGAACUUAAAUAAUGAAAAAAAUACACAAAAAAAUGAAUGUAGAACUUUAAAAAAUUAGUGAUAGUAGGUUAACUUAAACAGUAAUCAGUGGAAUUUAUCUUCUAGCUCUGAAGAAAUUCAACGAAUAGGUUAACUAUCUAAAAAAAUUAUCGGACAAAUUGGCGUUAAGAACGUAUUUGUGCGAAACACUGCAAACUGAAAUAUGGCAGAUGUAAUUCUGCGCUUUGGUCAAAAUUCAUCUGAUCAGUAAAUGAAAAGUUGAGUUUUCAUGUAUCUUCCAAGUUUUCUUGAAAACGUUCCGAGCCAUUGCAAUGAUGAGAUACAGUUUUUAAGUGACGGAUCAAACAUGUAAAUUUUCUUUUUAUUUUGUUCAAGGAAAUCGUUAAAAGUUGUCAAUGGGUUCUGGCUCUGAACUCUGAACCUCAAUCAUGAUUUUUGAUGUGCAAUUUGUUGUUCGUUUAUCCAAUUUUCUUAUUUUGGUUAUCAUUUCUC